CGCGCGCCCCUCGCUCGCCGCUCUCUGGCUCGCUGUCUCCGCGGCGCUCUGGGGUGGUGUAGGGCGCGAAGCCCCCCCGUGCCGGGUGAGGCGCAGGCGGCGGGAUGCGGCGGCGGCCGUGGCGGAGUCGCGGUCCGGGCGGACUGGUGCGGUGAUGAGCGUCGGCCACCGCCGCCAUGUCCAAGGUAACGGCGCCCGGGCCCGGGCCGCCGGUGGCGGCGGGCGGGAAGGAGAAGCGCUCGUUCAGCAAGCGGCUGUUCCGGAGUGGCCGCGCGGGGGGCAGCGGCGGCGCUGGGGGCCCCGGGCCGGCCGCGCCCUCGUCGCCGUCGUCGGCGCGCUCGGUGGGCAGCUUCAUGAGCCGCGUCCUCAAGACGCUGUCCACGCUCUCGCACCUCAGCUCCGAGGGCGCCGCCCCGGACCGCGGCGGCCUCCGCAGCUGCUUCCCGCCCGGGCCGGCCUCCGCGCCCACGCCGCCGCCGUGCCCGCCGCCGCCUGCCUCGCCCGCGCCUCCCGCCUGCGCCUCGGAGCCGGUGCCCGGCGUGGCGGGGCUCCGCAACCACGGCAACACGUGCUUCAUGAACGCCACGCUGCAGUGCCUCAGUAACACCGAGCUCUUCGCCGAGUACCUGGCCCUGGGCCAGUACCGGGCGGGCCGGCCGGAGCCGGAGCCGGAGUCGGAGCAGCCGGCGGGCCGCGGGCCGCACGGCCAGGGCGAGGUCACUGAGCAGCUGGCGCACCUGGUGCGGGCGCUCUGGACGCUGGAGUACACCCCGCAGCACAGCCGAGACUUCAAGAGUAUUGUGUCAAAGAAUGCAUUACAGUAUCGAGGAAAUUCCCAACACGAUGCCCAGGAGUUCCUGCUGUGGCUUCUGGAUCGAGUUCAUGAAGACCUCAAUCAUGCUGUGAAGCAGAGUGGCCAGCCUCCUCUGAAGCCACCAUCAGAGACAGAUAUGAUGCCUGAGGGACCAUCUUUUCCUGUGUGUAGCACUUUUGUACAAGAACUUUUUCAAGCCCAAUACAGAUCUUCUUUGACGUGUCCUCAUUGUCAGAAACAGAGCAACACUUUUGACCCUUUCCUGUGCAUUUCUUUGCCAAUUCCUCUACCCCAUACAAGGCCUCUCUAUGUCACUGUUGUGUAUCAAGGGAAAUGUUCCCACUGCAUGAGGAUCGGUGUGGCUGUGCCUCUGUCUGGGACUGUUGCCAGACUUCGGGAAGCUGUAUCUAUGGAAACAAAGAUCCCCACUGAUCAGAUUGUGUUAACAGAAAUGUACUAUGAUGGGUUCCAUCGUUCCUUUAGUGACACAGAUGACCUGGAGACGGUUCAUGAAAGUGAUUGCAUUUUUGCCUUUGAGACCCCAGAAAUAUUUAGGCCCGAAGGAAUUCUCAGUCAAAGAGGCAUUCACUUAAACAACAAUUUAAACCACUUGAAGUUUGGCUUGGAUCAUCACAGACUGUCUUCCCCAGCACCAACAGCAGCAAAACAAGGGCGAGUAGACUUGCCCACCAGAGUGGCAAGUGACAAGAUUGUUCUGCUUGUAUGUAACCGGGCCUGUACUGGGCAGCAAGGGAAAAGAUUUGGACUACCCUUUGUCCUGCACCUAGAGAAGACAGUAGCAUGGGACCUUCUGCAGAAGGAGAUCCUGGAGAAGAUGAAGUAUUUCUUGAGGCCUACAGUCAGCAUCCAGGUGUGCCCAUUCAGUUUGCGUGUGGUCAGUGUCGUUGGAAUAACUUACUUGCUGCCUCAGGAAGAACAGCCAUUGUGCCACCCAACAGUAGAAAGGGCAUUAAAGUCCUGUGGACCAGGUGGCACAGCUCAUGUGAAACUGGUAGUAGAAUGGGACAAGGAGACAAAAGAUUUCUUGUUUGUAAACACAGAAGAUGAGUAUAUCCCUGAUGCAGAGAGUGUUCGUCUGCAGAAGGAGCAGCAUCAUCAGCCACAAACCUGCACUUUAUCACAAUGUUUCCAACUCUACACCAAAGAGGAACGGCUUGCUCCAGAUGAUGCCUGGCGGUGCCCACAUUGCAAGCAGCUGCAGCAGGGGAGCAUCACUUUAAGUCUGUGGACUCUGCCUGAUGUGCUUAUUAUACACCUCAAGAGAUUUCGCCAGGAAGGAGACAGGCGCAUGAAACUUCAGAACAUGGUCAAGUUCCCCUUAACUGGCCUGGACAUGACACCUCAUGUGGUUAAGAGAAGCCAGAGCAGCUGGAGCUUGCCAUCUCAUUGGUCCCCAUGGAGACGGCCCUAUGGACUCGGGAGGGACCCUGAGGACUACAUCUAUGACCUGUAUGCUGUGUGCAAUCAUCAUGGCACCAUGCAAGGGGGGCACUACACAGCAUACUGUAAGAACUCCGUGGAUGGUCUCUGGUAUUGCUUCGAUGAUAGCGAUGUGCAGCAGCUGUCAGAAGAUGAGGUGUGCACGCAGACAGCUUACAUCCUUUUCUACCAGAGGCGGACAGCUAUCCCAUCAUGGUCAGCCAAUAGCUCGGUGGCAGGUUCCACAAGUUCUUCUCUGUGUGAGCACUGGGUGAGCCGGCUUCCAGGAAGCAAGCAAGCCAGUGUGACUUCUGCAGCCUCCUCCAGACGCACGUCCUUGGCCUCACUGUCUGAGUCUGUGGAGAUGACAGGGGAAAGGAGUGAAGACGAUGGAGGCUUUUCUACUCGACCAUUUGUGAGAAGUGUGCAGCGUCAAAGCUUGUCAUCCAGAUCUUCUGUCACCAGCCCCUUAGCUGUCAAUGAAAAUUGCAUGCGGCCUUCUUGGUCCCUGUCUGCCAAGCUGCAGAUGCGCUCCAGUUCUCCUUCACGCUUCUCAGGGGACUCCCCAAUCCACGGGUCUGCCUCCACCCUUGAAAGGAUUGGUGAGGCAGGUGAUGACAAAGUCUCCAUUUCUUGCUUCGGUAGUCUGCGGAACCUUUCUGGUAGCCACCAGGAACCAAGUGACAGUCACAAUAGACGAGAGCACAAGGCUGUGGGCCGGGCCCCACUGGCUGUCAUGGAAGGUGUGUUCAGAGAUGACUCAGACUCUGGAAAAUUGAACUCCAGUGUUGUAGACACACCAAGCAAAAACCGAGCACAAGGGGAUCACUUGCCCCCCGUCUCUGAUCCUUUUGAUAAUAAUAACCAGAUUGCUUAUGUGGACCAGAGUGAUUCUGUUGACAGCUCUCCAGUCAAAGAGGUGAAACCUCCAAGCCACUCAGAUUCCAUCACAAAGAAGCCAGAGAGCACAACCAAGAGAUCCCCUAGUUCCAAAGGCACUUCUGAGCCAGAGAAGAGCAUGCGGAAGGGGAGGCCAGCCUUGGCUAGCCAGGAAUCUUCUCUUUCAAGUCCAUCCCCUUCUUCUCCUGUUCCUGUGAAGGUUUCCAUGAAACCUGCCCGCUGUCGGAGCAAAGCAGAUGCUUCCAGGACAAGUGGAAGACAUUCGUCCUCCUCUACCCAACCCAAAAAAGAAUCAUCCCCCAGGUCCCAGGAAUCCAUGUCAUCUCCUUCACCGCAGAAGCAAAAGUCUGCCUCUGCCUUUACUUAUUCCUCCUCAUCCAUAUCUGCCAAAAAAGCCCCAGGCCCUGCCACCAGGAGCUCCUUCCCUUCUGGGAAGAGCAGGACUUCUGACCGGAGCUUGAGUAGAGAGGGUUCCAGACAAAGCUUAGGCUCUGACAGAGCCAGCGUCACCUCCACCUCCACCUCCAAACCCAACUCCCCUCGGGUGAGUCAGGCCAGAGCAGGGGACAGCAGAGUUGAUGGCAAACACGUCCGGAGCUCCUCCAUGGCCAGCCUGCGUUCACCUAGCACAAGUGUGCGCUCUGGGUUGAAGAGGGACAGCAAGUCUGAGGAUAAGGGACUGUCCUUCUUUAAGUCAGCCUUGAGACAAAAAGAAACCCGGAGGUCAACUGAUCUUGGCAAGACAACCUUGCUAUCCAAAAAGGCUGGUGGGAGCUCUGUGAAGUCAGUCAGUAAGAAUACUGCAGAUGAAAAGGCAGAGAAAGGCCAUCAGCCCCCAGGCUCACAGCAGCCAAACACAAAUGCAGUUGGAAAGGGACAGCUUGUCUCUAAGGACCCUGCUUCUGCUAAACACUCCUUGCUGUCUGCUCGCAGAUCCAAGUCUUCCCAGCUAGAUUCCGGAGCUCCCUUGUCUCCCAGUAGCAGGUCGACCACUGAGAAAGGCUCCAAAAAGCUGUCUUCUAGCAUGCAAACCUCUGCACGGCCUUCUCACAAACCUCAGUGAUCUUCUGUAGUCGGGUGUUUUAUCUGUACAGACGUUUAUUUAUUUAAAGCCCCUCCCCUCCCACACCAAAGCCCUCUAUGCUUUUAUUUUGUAUUUUUUGGGGUCAUGUGCCUGACUGUGUGCGAGGAUGAGUGUGUGUGUGGAAUUCAAAUUGUUAAAAGUGUCGCCUUAUUCUGCCAUUGAACCAAAUAACAACCAUAGGCAAAGCAUUGAUACCAAGCUAACUGGAAUAAUUGUAGAAAAUAAUCUGGAUAGUCCCUUUAGCAAUCACACCUAUUUCUUUCUAGAGAACUCUAAUGACUUCGUUGGACACUAGGGUUUGGAAACCUGUGAACCAAUUAAGCUAUCAGUGUAUAGACAGAUGAACUGUCAGCCUUGGGUUUCAUCUGAGCAGAAUUUAUCUUCAUGUGGAUUGUUGAGUGGCAUCAGGAGCUUAAAAAAAAACAAAAGCUGAUGCUAACAACAAAAUAAACUGAGGGAAAACUUGCUUUCUGCACUUUGGCCCCAUCCACCAGUUUUUGUAAGGGCAAUAUCUUAACACUAAUGUUUCUCAGGUAUAUAUACUCAGCUAGUCUAGGAUGGAUGCACAUUACUAAUAAAUGGAUUCAAGAGGAAGGUGACAUGGGGGUGGCGACUGUGUCCUACUGCCACAGGUAGAAGCUUUACAGGUAGGCAUAAAAUCUUUGCUACUUUCAUAUCUAAAGUGAUAGCCUGUCUUGACUCCUUGUAUAUGUUCUACGAUCUGACAAAUUUUGAAUAGUCAGAAAGCCAGUCACUAAUUAAUUUUUUUUUCAUUCUCAAUUUGCUAGCUAAGGCCAUUGGAAUAUUGAAUUGUAGUAGACUAGUUAAUGCCUUUGAAAGAUUCCCAGAGGGAAAAAAUUUAUUCCAAGCUGAAUCCUGAGUUGGUACCAUUUUCUUUCCCUGAUGCUGCUUGUUUCUGUUAGAAGUUGAGGAUCUCAUACUGCCUCCUGUGUGCAUGCUCACUGCCUUGUCCUGUUGCUUGGAAAAGAAAGAAAUUGCCUCUUGCCAAGAGCCUCUGAUGGUAUGUUGAUGUGAGGUGAGGCUGAGUGCUGUACAUGCAGUGUGGAUCCUGGUGUCAGUCUUCCUUUUGACUGCCUUUCAGUAACUUAUUUAUGUCUACUCUGUUCUGAAGAGAUAAUCUCUGACCCAGAAUUCAGAAGCAGAGUCUGGCAUGUGCUUCCCCUGGCAUGUAGUUACAAUUUACAUUCUUAUAUAUGAGAAGGGGAGCUUCACUGAAUUCUCACAGAUAAAGAAAACACAGUUUUCCAAGGCUUGUGGAAAUCUCUUAGAAGUACUUUGCAGCUCAGUUUUUUAGUAUCCUCUUUAUUUAUUUAUUUUUUAAUAUCAAGAGAAUCAUGGUCAUGAUUCUCAGAAUAGCAUUUGUCAUUUUGUCAUUAGAUAUAGCAUGUUGAGUUUGUAGUUAUUACAUUCUAAGGCUCAUGAUUCCCAGGCCUCCCUGUUCAGUAUGUCUGUGAAGUGACUGCAGUGCAUAUGUGCAUGCAGUUUUGAUUUCUAUACUGUCCUUUUAUUCUUCUUCUAGGAAUACCUCUUGGGAAAUAUUUCCAGUAGGUUGCUUAAGUUUAGUUUUGCUGCUAAUGUGGACAUUAGCUGGUAGCUUGCAGGUUGAGGUGGCUGGGACUUUCAACAUUUGUGGUAUUUGAGGCUUAGUUGUUCAGCCUUGUGCACAUUACCACAAUACUUUCUACCCAAUUCAGUGUGUGUAAGCCAGUACCCACAACACUCAGUCCUGUACUGGCUGCUUUUAUACUCCUCCCGCCCCCAUGCCCUGUUGUGGCUUCCCAAAACAUUGAAGCUCUUUGUCUUGCCUUGGUGUGACAGCUGCCUUGUGUGAUCAUUUAUUCAGUGGCACAAGGUAAGCCCCGUUAGUUUAGCCACCAAUCUUGUUUUAUUUCUAUUUUCUGAAAAAGCACCAAAUGUUGAGACUAUUAGUAUCAGGAAUUGACCAUUUAUGUGAUUUGAGCCUCUUAGAAUUAUAGUGUGAUAAGACAAAGGAUUUUAAUAACAAGCUGCUCUGCCAUAAUUAAGAUGAAUAAAAACUAUUUUAAUUUUCACAGUACUAUAUCGUUUUAUUCUUGAAUGCAGUAGGAAUGGAUCCUCCCUUCCCUGCAUAUCAUGUUUUUAAAAACAAAACAAAACAGAAAAAUCCUCUACUGGUCUUUACUUUUCCAUGGAAUCUAGAAAUUCAUUUUCUAUCAUAUAAUAAAAUCUAAAAGUUACAUGCA
Messenger RNA from Mastomys coucha (southern multimammate mouse), 6481 nucleotides. It is a transcript of the gene Usp31, whose product is annotated as ubiquitin specific peptidase 31. The coding region runs from base 177 to 4217 and encodes 1346 amino acids. The transcript is spliced from 16 exons. Gene Ontology annotation, molecular function: cysteine-type deubiquitinase activity. NCBI's taxonomy places the organism in Eukaryota, Metazoa, Chordata, Mammalia, Rodentia, Muridae. The record is from RefSeq and is a predicted model, not a curated record. Gene Ontology annotation, biological process: protein deubiquitination.